This is a messenger RNA of Entelurus aequoreus (snake pipefish), 1269 nucleotides long. Its product is annotated as protein transport protein Sec16B-like. The transcript is spliced from 11 exons. The record is from RefSeq and is a predicted model, not a curated record. The coding region runs from base 1 to 1269 and encodes 422 amino acids. Gene Ontology annotation, biological process: autophagy; COPII vesicle coat assembly; Golgi organization. Gene Ontology annotation, cellular component: endoplasmic reticulum exit site; ER to Golgi transport vesicle membrane. NCBI's taxonomy places the organism in Eukaryota, Metazoa, Chordata, Actinopteri, Syngnathiformes, Syngnathidae.
AUGGGCCGGGCAAGGUGCAUGUCAUCUCCGGAGCUUGUGACGGUGAACCGGAUGUGUCAGGUCCUCCUGAGCAAGACCCAGGAACAGCAGGAGAUGAGGAACUUUCCAGGACCUUUAACUCGGGAGGGCUUGCACAAAGUGGACGCCAUUGACUUUGCCCGCCAGAGGGCGCUAGCCUGCAGCAAAGAUGACGACGUGCAGGACAGGAGCUCUGCUGCCCUCUUGUGGAACAUCCUGGUAUUGCUGUGCAGGCAGAACGGCCAAAUAGUCGGCUCCGAUGUGGCGGAGCUGCUGAUGGCGGGAUGGCGCUCGGACGGAAGCGUCGCGCCCGCCGAUGUGGCGCUUAUCGACUUCAGCGAGGACAAUGUCGCCCAGGCGCCUCCGAGCCUGGGAGACGACCUCCUGACGGGAAGCUGGAGUGCGGAGAUGUCUAAGAAAAGUCUACACGGCUACACUCAGCUGCUAUUGGCCGGGAGGAAGAAGGAGGCUCUCGAGUCGGCUAUGGGCGGCGGCCUGUGGGGACACGCCCUCUUCCUAGCCAGCAAAAUGGACGCGAGGUCCUACACCACCGUGCUGGACAGGUUCACCGGGCAGGUGAGCGCCGCCGACCCGCUCCAGACCCUCUUCCAGCUGCUGUCAGGCAGGAUCCCAGCCGUCGCCACGUGCUUUGGCGGUCUCGACCGGGCCAACUGGCGCCCUCACCUGGCCGUGAUGCUGUCCAACGAGACAGGAGACCCCACCCUCCGGCGGCGAGCCGUGGUCGCCAUGGGAGACACGCUAGCCUCCCGAGGCCUGCUGCACGCCGCCCACGUCUGCUACCUGACGAGCGGCGUUCCUUUCGGCGCCUUCGGCGAGACGACGGCCAGGAUGGUCCUGCUGGGCCGUAGCCACAAGGACACCUUUCGGCGCUUCGCCUCCGACGCCGCCAUCCGCCGCACCGAAAUAUACGAGUACUGCCGGACGCUCGGCGCCAAACACUUUUCCAUCCCGUCCUUCCAGGUCUUCAAGUUUCUGUACGCAACUCGUCUUCUGGAUUGUGGACUGGCUUGUCCGGCGUUCCACUACUGCGAGGUUGUGGGCCGGACCCUCCUCACGCAGCCAGGAGGCUUCCGUGUUCUGACGGAGGAGCUCAUCAAGCUGGCCGAGCGCCUCACACACAUAGAAGGUCCAAUCAGUGCGGAGCCAAGAUGGCUGACAGAACUGCGGUCCAGACUCCAUCGUUUACUGGCGAGUUCACUUUUAUUGGAUGACUUUCUUUAUUACAUUUGA